Molecule: messenger RNA, 879 nt
Organism: Penaeus indicus
Lineage: Eukaryota; Metazoa; Arthropoda; Malacostraca; Decapoda; Penaeidae
Product: RYamide receptor-like
Exons: 4
Coding region: 9-752 (247 amino acids)
Biological process (GO): neuropeptide signaling pathway
Cellular component (GO): plasma membrane
Molecular function (GO): neuropeptide receptor activity
Source: RefSeq, a predicted model, not a curated record
CCCCAGACAUGGCGUCGCCCGACACCGCCCACGGCCUCCUGCGUAAGAGCACCAAUGACCCGUCGCCAGCCAAGAUGAUCCGGAUGACCUUGACGGUUGUGACAGUGUAUUCUCUGUGUUGGCUUCCCCUCAACGUUCUCAUAACAACGUUAGACUGGUACGAAGAAGCGCUGGAAUGGGUCCACCUUCACCACGUCUGGUUCGUUUUCCACUGGCUCGCCAUGUCGCACGCGUGUUACAACCCCCUCAUCUUGUGCUGGAUGAAUACCAAGUUCAGGGAGGGAUUCCUCAACGUGUUUUACCACCUGCUGCCCUGCUGUCGGGAGCGGAUCGCCGAGUGCCUGCUGAAGCUGCGCCAGACGUCGGGGUUGCAGCGCGCGUAUACUUACAGCACGGCGCUGGGAAGCUCACGCACGUCCAGGAACCAGAGGUACGUCGACGACCCACUGCAGCGCCGCGGGUCCUGCUGCUCCUCGACGGGCUUUGUCCCCCUCCUGCAGCCGGCCGCGGACGUCCCUCUCAGGGUGUUCUGCACGUGCUCCCUCCAGGCCUCCGCCAACGGCGUCAAUCGCUGCGGGGGGCGAGUCAGCACCUCCGCCUCGGACUUGCAAAUCCGCGCCGCCGACCUCCAGCACUACCACAUCGGCGGCAGAGGGGAGGCUGAGAGGGCCAGGGCGAGGAUGCAGUUCCUGGAGGUGCCACAGCUGCAGCACCAGGGGGGCCAGGGCAGGGCCGUCGAGUCUAAGGUGUGAGAGGCUCGAGGCGGGGCCCUCGGCCCUAUUCGUAGUCUUAUUGCUGGUGCUGGUCUCUCCUUUUCUUGUUCUUUUUUAUCCUGUCUCUUUGGAUACAUGCAUACGUACAUACACAAACACACACACA